AUGAGAACGGGGAGAACGGGGAAAAAUGUGCAAACACUGGCGGAAAUACUCAAUAAUAACGAAUUGGCGGAGGAUUUUAGGACAUUUUUAGAAUACCAGGAGCACUCGAUUGAGAAUCUCAACUUUAUCUUGUGGUUUUUAUCUUAUAAGAGUAGAUGGAGUGGAUUGAGUGGAAUAGAGCAGGAUAAGUCACCUUCGUGUAGAUUAAACAAGUGGAGGAAGAAGACUAGCAUAAACACACAAGAACAACCAUAUAGACGUGAAGUUGAUCACAUAAUCAGCGUCUACUUCAACAAUCUCAGCCAAUUUGAACUAAAUCUCCCAGAAGAUAUCCAAUCAUACACACUCGAUCUACUCCGCACUUCAACACAUCCGGAUUGCUUCACGAAAGCAUACGAACACGUAAACUACUUAAUUCAAACAUCAUCUAUACCUCAAUUCAUGGCUUGCAAGUAUCCUCAACCUACAAAGACUCCUUCACGUCUGAAAUCUUUCUUCAAGAGAUUGUAA
Messenger RNA from Wallemia ichthyophaga EXF-994, 510 nucleotides. RefSeq lists its product as uncharacterized. The record is from RefSeq and is a predicted model, not a curated record. The transcript has a single exon. Bases 1 to 510 code for a protein of 169 amino acids. Lineage: Eukaryota; Fungi; Basidiomycota; Wallemiomycetes; Wallemiales; Wallemiaceae.